AUGGAGGCAAAGCUAAAGUUUAGAAAGGACCCUGAAGGAACACCGGUGGAUGUGACACAGUAUAGACGAGUCAUUGGAUGCUUGAGGUAUCUAACUCACACCCGACCCGAUAUCUCUUAUGCCGUGGGGAUUGUGAGUAGGUACAUGGAGAAGCCUACAGUUGUGCAUAGUCAGGCGGUCAAGCACAUUCUGAGAUACGUAAAGGGCACUGUGUCCUAUGGAUUAGUGUAUAGAUGGAGUCGAUGCAAUGAAGAAUUGGUGGGAUUCACUGACAGUGAUCUUGCGGGAGAUGUUGAUGACAGACGCAGCACAGGCGGCAUGACAUUCUAUCUAGGUGACAGUUUGGUCACUUGGACAUCACAGAAGCAGAAGACGGUGGCAUUAUCCUCUUGCGAGGCUAAGUUCAUGGCGGCAACAGCUGUAGCAUGCUAA
Messenger RNA from Asparagus officinalis (garden asparagus), 432 nucleotides. RefSeq lists its product as uncharacterized. Bases 1 to 432 code for a protein of 143 amino acids. NCBI's taxonomy places the organism in Eukaryota, Viridiplantae, Streptophyta, Magnoliopsida, Asparagales, Asparagaceae. The record is from RefSeq and is a predicted model, not a curated record. The transcript has a single exon.